GACGACAAUCGACGCGGGAUAGAUGGCGACACUUGCUUUUGCGGUCGCAAAUUCAACCGGAUGUGGCCUAUUGGCGGGCGUUUGAAAUAGGAAAAACCAACAUAAUUUUUCGAAAUGAUCUAAUCUCAUGCUUAGGACCUCCAUAAUUGUUUCAUUAGCAAAGUCGUCAAAGGAGAUGAGUCAUUUUUGCAUAUGGACUGGUAUUCGACGAAUAUCUCCAGAUUUAGACAAAUUCGGAGAUAUUGCCCGAAAUUCAACUCGACAGACCGCUUCAUUAUUUUACUAUUCCAGGCACAUGGUCCAAGGUCAUGAGAGAGCUGUAACCUUAUCCAUUUUUGUUGCCGCUAAAUUCACGAGACAAUGGCGGAGCCAAUCAGACAACACGUCAAUUUGAUACAGUCUGAUGAAAAUUACGGAUUGUACCUUGAAAUCCCUGUGAACGUAGAGUAAUUGUGCGAUUGUUGUCUUAACAAUGACAAACCGUUUAUUUUUGGAAUGACGAAUAUAAUCAGAUGAUAUUUUCCGAAUUGGGAACAUUCCAAUGCUAAUGGAUAAUUAGAUUAAUUAUAUGGAAUUGUACAAUUGAUCGUGCAUCAAGAGCAGGUUCCGGAGCAUCCGACCUACUCAGUAGAUCAUUUUUAAACAUAAUAAUACCGUUGAGAUUCAGUUUAACAUUUGGAUUGUCAAAUGUGCAUGGGCGAUAGUCGUGUUAUGAGUGAAUAUGGAGGGUGGUAAUUUGGAAAACGCCAAGAAGGCUGCGAGAAAGGCUGUGGAUUUUGACGACUCGGGUCAGCACAAAAAAGCACUUUGUUAUUAUGAUGUUGCUGCCCGGUUGCUCGAGAAGAUAUCACCGAGGAGCUCUCCUGCAGGAUUCUCGGUUAGGACGAAGGUCGAGGAGUAUAGAGAACGAAUUUCUUUUUUACAAUCCUCCAUUAAGGAGGACGAAGGGAGCAAGAGUCCAACUGUCGACACCAAUUUACAAAGAGUGAAAUUCCUAAUCAAUGAGGCCCUUGAUGCCGAUAACGAAGGCUGGAAGGAUGUUGCUGUCCUUUUAUACGCAGAUGCAGCGCAGCUUGCAUUGCAUACGAAAAAAAUGACACCAUCCUCCGACAAGCAGCAGCAACUCACGAACCUGAGUAUUCGCGCAAUUAGCCGUGCGGAAGCCCUCGAGGGUAUAACCACCCCAUCCCAACUAGAGCUCCUCUCCAACCUCCCUCCAGUCCCCGACACAAUUCUCGAGUCUCCCAACGACUCUCCCGAGGAAAGCCACCACCAGGCGGGUUCCUCUCCCCUGACCAGCGUCCCAACCCCUCCAAAACCGCCACAAAGUCGUCCUCACCCCCCUCGCCGAGGUCUCCAUCGUGGAAGCAGCGCACAUCUUCAAGUGACCGGUGGUAGUGACAGCUACACCGAAGAAGAAAAGAGAACCCUCUUAACAACCUCUCACAUAAACGAUAACGAGUUCGUUCCCUUCAUGACCGUCGACUUAUCCGAGCGAUUUACCUCGCCAACCCUCUUCUCGGACAAAGACGGUGUUCUUGAAUUAGCGCCAAAGCAAAAGAUAGAUUUUGCCGGUUGGGCACGUCCCAGUCAGCUCUUCGAUAACCCAAAAUUGGUUUUGGGAACUCACGUGGACUACUACAGUAUUAAACAAACAGUUGUCUCUGACUGUUCUUUCGUAGCAUCCUUAGCAGUGAGUGCACAGUACGAGAAGCGUUUCGGCCAGCGCCUGAUAACGUCAAUCCUCUUCCCGCAAAAUCGAACGUCAAGAGAACCAGUUUACAAUCCGUCUGGGAAGUACAUGGUGAAGCUGCACAUAAAUGGGAUUCCCCGAAAGGUCAUCAUAGACGAUCUCCUCCCAGUCGGCAGGGACAAUCAGCUAUUGUGCUCGUACUCCAGUAAUCGUGGAGAACUCUGGAUAUCCUUGCUGGAAAAAGCCUACAUGAAGGUCAUGGGGGGUUACGACUUCCCCGGCUCCAACAGCAACAUUGACCUUCACGCUUUGACAGGAUGGAUCCCAGAGCGAUGGGCAAUCAGGCCAAAUGAUCCAGAUUUCAAUAAGGACAGGGUCUUCACUACUCUGUUAACAAGGAUCCACAAAGGUGAGGUACUCGUGACAGUUGCCACUGGUGAACUCUCGGAUUCCGUAGCCGAUCGUACGGGACUGGUUCCCACUCAUGCCUAUGCAGUCCUCGAUAUAAGACUCAUUAACAAUAACAAGUUGUUGCUGCUGAAAAAUCCCUGGUCUCAUCUACGAUGGCGGGGGAACUAUUCUGAACAUGAUGUCAAGCACUGGACACCUGAGCUCAAGAAACUUCUUAAUUAUGAUCCGGAUUCUGCGUCGCAGUACGAUAACGGAAUUUUUUGGAUCGAUUACGAGAGCAUUUGCCACUUCUUUGAUGUUCUCUAUUUAAAUUGGAAUCCAGGUCUGUUCAAGUACACGUACUGCAUACAUCAGAUGUGGAAUGCUGGUACAGGACCGAUCAAAGAUGCUUAUAAUAUUGGAGAUAAUCCACAGUUCUCGUUGGAGGUACCGUCCGGAGUAUCUGGGGACAUUUGGAUUCUUCUGACCCGACACAUCACCGAUAUUGCGGACUUCAGGCAGAACCAGGAGUACAUCACUGUUCUGGUGUAUAAGAAUAAUGGAAAAAGGGUGUAUUACCCUCACGAUCCACCGCCCUAUAUCGAUGGGGUGAGAAUCAAUAGUCCCCAUUAUCUUUCGAAAAUCGAACUCGAGCCGGGUUCUGAGUCCAGGUACACUCUGGUGAUCUCUCAAUACGAAAAGAUGAAUACCAUUUAUUAUACUCUUAGGGCAUAUGGAACGUGUCAGUUCACCCUGAAGAAAAUUGCUGAGCCUUAUAAAUUUGAGAAAACUAUUACUGAUGGGCAGUGGAAGGGGGAGACUGCUGGGGGAUGCGCCAAUCAUCCAGCGACUUAUGGGAAAAACCCGACAUAUCAACUAGUGCUGGAGAGCUCCAAUAACAAUAAUCAUCUGUUGGUGAUUUUAAAGGGACCGAAACAGUAUCAGAUUGGAUUUGAAAUCACAGCUGUUGCGUUGGGUGAUUCUCAGGCACCAACGGCUUUUCAGAAUAAAACUUCUGGGCCUUUUAGGUCUGGAUUUGUGUAUUUGGAAAUUUCGGAGGUGGUGGCGGGGACUUAUCAUAUUGUACCGGCGACCUUCAUGCCGUUUCAGGAGGGACCGUUUUUCCUUACGUGUAAAGCGUCUUGUGGUUUACAACUCACGAGGAUUCAGUGAAGAGAGGAUGUUGAAGGGGUGGGUCUAGAGGAAUUGUUAAAGUUUUAUUUGAGGGGUUGAACGAUUGUAUCGAUAAAUUAUUCAGUAGCAGGGAGGGAAAGUGGGGAUGGAGUGUUAUUUAUGGUUUAUCCAUUUUUAUUUGCACAUGCAAAGGGUUUUGGGGGAGAAUCGCACUAACCAUAGGGACUGCUUAGUACAAUUCCACCGAUUUUUCGUUGAUUUUGUGAUUAAAAUAUUUUAUUAUUCAAUUAUGUUAUCAAUCUUCCAUCAAAAAAAGAUUGAAUCAUGUCAUCGCAGAUUUAUAAAAAUUUUUCUGACGGUAUCAUAUCGUUAUUUAUAUUCUGAUCUCUACAAUGUCAAUAAUCAAGUGAUUGCAAAAUUCGUGAAAAUUUCGGGCCAAAUGGAACCCAAUUGAAAACUCUGGUCUUCGACCACGAAAUAGAUAAGAAUUUUACCGGGGAAAAAAUUGACAAAGUAGUUGAACAUUCUUAAGGGAUGUUCUAUAACUCAUUAAAAAGUUUCCCCUUCUCAAACAAAGAACUGUCUGUGCGCUGAAAUCUCCUUGAGCCUUUUAACGUCACUGCUACUGUGGUUAGUACUAAUUAUGGCUGUGCUUGACACUUGGUACUUACAAUUGUCAAUUGUCGCUUGCUCUUAUCUGCAAAAUCGCAUAAAAUUAUCAGAUUUCACCCGAUCAGUCUUGACGGAUAGACGUUGGAAAAUGGUUGACAUCUUCCCAUGGGAAAUUUAGCCUUUGGGUCGAAGGUCAUGCGGUGCUAAAUUUCAAAGGUGCAUCGACCCUCCAGUUAAUGAAUUUCUAAAUUUUUCGACAUCAAUUUGGUGCACGCUUUUUUACGAUAAAGUUUUCAAGUCAAUGUUGGCUUUAAUUCUCGUUCAAGGGAACAAGACUGCACGGAAACUGGCGCCUUUCAUUCACGCUAGCAAUUUCUCUGAAUGUUUACAAAAUAUGAAAAAUAUGAAAACAUAGAGCUUUUGUAACAGGUUGUAUAAUAUUUAUUCCGUAAAAAUAAUUUAAACUAUUCUUAAGAAAAGCAUCUACGUACGCUUGACUAAUACAUUAAAGGUUGAUAACUAAUUAAAAUUUUUAUUUUUCAUCGCAAUCUAAUGAGUAAGAAAAUAAUUGAAUAUUGUAAAUUUCUGGAUUUUUACCGAGAAAUUUUCGCUCAGGGGCUGCGCAAUGUAAUUUUAUACGAAAAUUAAUAAAAUGUAUAUAAACGGAAUACAAUGGAAAA
Messenger RNA from Diachasmimorpha longicaudata, 4509 nucleotides. RefSeq names its product calpain-7-like. The record is from RefSeq and is a predicted model, not a curated record. Gene Ontology annotation, biological process: proteolysis. Bases 722 to 3256 code for a protein of 844 amino acids. NCBI's taxonomy places the organism in Eukaryota, Metazoa, Arthropoda, Insecta, Hymenoptera, Braconidae. The transcript is spliced from 5 exons. Gene Ontology annotation, molecular function: calcium-dependent cysteine-type endopeptidase activity.